AUGCAGCAUCUCUCAAUCCUUCUCGCUAUUCUACUCACCAUUCCUUUCCUUCAAGCCAAAAAGCCGCUUGAUGAGCAACACUGUGAAGUUUGUAUCAAAACCAUCAAUAAAUUCGCUGAGACUUUAUCAGCCGAUGACAAGUCCAGUGUCGAAAAGAUUGAAAAAGGAUUUAAAAGUUUUUGUAAGAAAGUAAAAGUCGAUUCCAAAGAGCAUCGAUUGUGUUAUUAUGUUGGCGCAUUGGAAACUUCAGCUACUUAUGCGAUCGGUGAUUUAUCAAAACCACUUGCGUGGGGAAUUCCAACAGAAAAAAUCUGCCGCGAACGACUUUUCAAAACCAAUCCGCAAAUUUGUGAUCUGAAAUAUGAAAAACCGAUUGAUAUCAACGGAAUCGAUUUGAAUAAACUCAAAGUGAAAGAUUUGAAGAAAAUUCUGACCGAUUGGGGUGAAACUGCUGAUUUUAUGGAGAAAUCUGAAUAUAUUAGACGUAUUAACGAAGUCAAAGAUAAAUAUGUCAAACCAGCAUCAGAUACUGAGAAAAAAGAUUUGUGA
This is a messenger RNA of Adineta ricciae, 549 nucleotides long. The record is from the annotation of a GenBank genome assembly. Lineage: Eukaryota; Metazoa; Rotifera; Eurotatoria; Adinetida; Adinetidae.